AAUGUCAGUGUCAUCGCGUCGAAAGUCGUUUACUUACUAACCUAAACCUAUAGCUAUUUUCAAUUUUAUAUUUUGAAUAUUUCGUCAGGUUUUCCUUUGGAAAAAUAAUAAAAGUGAUCAAUGUGAUCACAAAAAACAUAUUAUAAGAAUGUUUUAUAUACGUCUGUAAAGAUGUGAGUAGUCAGUAACGUUAUAUAAAUGAUUGUAAUGGGUAUAUUUUGCUUCUCAAUGUGAUUUAUCUUUCACGACCCAUUGUUUACUAUUAUUGUAAGUCAGUUUAGAUAUGUCGCGACUUACAAAAUAUUAAAUGUAGAAGAAUUCACAAUAAUUUUAACUUCGAAACCAAGGUAAAAUAUAAAAAAAAUUUACUAAAGAAUUAUUCAGAAGAAGAUGGCUGUUUAUAUUGUUUUGAGAAGUUAUUGACUUAUCUAUCUAGUCAUUGCACCAAAAAAUAAGAUAUAAUGUCUAAUAUAAACUUUGAAAUACAAUGUCCAUUGGAUGUGGAAGUUCCCGAGUAUGACUACAGUACCUGGAGUUUUGAUAAAGCAACUUUUCCACAAGCAAAUUUUGAGUUCUUAGACUUUUUUAAUAAUUUUAUGUUACAAAAUUUACCUUGCAUAAUUAAAAAUGUAACAGACAACUGGAAAUGCGCCCAAGAGUGGGUAAAAGGCGAUCAAAUAAAUUAUGAUGGAUUGAUUGAACAAUAUGGUGAUUUUGUCGCUCCUGUAGCUGAUUGCAAAAAUAUCCAGUUUAAUUCUCAAUGCAAAUCAGAUAUGAAAGUACAUGAGUAUAUUGAUUACUUAAAGAACAUAACUGAUAAUAGAAUAUUAUAUUUAAAAGACUGGCAUCUAAGGAGAAGUGUACCAAAUGACAACUUUUAUGAAGUGCCAAAGUAUUUUGCAUCAGAUUGGCUAAACGAAUUUGCUAUGGAUAAAAAUGAGGAUGAUUUUAUGUUUGUAUACAUUGGACCGAAAGGAUCAUGGACACCGUUACAUGAAGAUGUAUAUUGUUCAUAUAGCUGGUCAGUAAAUGUUGUUGGAAGAAAAAAAUGGAUUCUGUUUCCUCCAGGAGAAGAAGAAAAAUUAAAAGAUACACUGGGCAAUCUCCCUUUGCUAUUCGAACCCGAGAAACUUCAGAAUAUUAGAUAUUUUGAAAUCAUACAAGAAAAAGGAGAUGCCUUGUUUGUUCCUUCUGGUUGGCAUCAUCAAGUAUUUAACGAAUCACAUACAAUUUCAGUCAAUCAUAAUUGGAUAAAUGCAUGUAAUGUAGAAAUUGUAUGGAAAGCGUUAGCACAUUCAUUGGUGGUAGUAGAACAUCAAAUUGAAGAAUGCAAAGGCACACCAGAAUUUCCUGCCGAGUGUCAAUUAAUACUAAAAUCCCACUUUGGCAUGGACUUUGAGUCUUUUGUUACAUUUUUGCUUUAUAUAGCUAAGAAAAGACUAGCUCAAAUGCAAGGUAAUUCACGAGACAUUUUUAAAAAGUACUCACUUGGUAUGAGCAUUAUCAAAUUUGAUUUAAAAAAUAUACUAAAAGUAAUGAACUUAAUUUAUCAACAUCCAAUAUUUUUAGAGAAUAACAUAUUAUCUUCAAAGGAAGAUGAAUUUAAACAAGUCAGAAAGGAGCUGAAGACUAUUUUCUCAUAA
Spodoptera frugiperda (fall armyworm) is the source of this 1643-nucleotide messenger RNA. It is a transcript of the gene JMJD4, whose product is annotated as 2-oxoglutarate and iron-dependent oxygenase JMJD4 homolog. Gene Ontology annotation, cellular component: cytoplasm; nucleus. Gene Ontology annotation, biological process: protein hydroxylation; negative regulation of gene expression; positive regulation of translational termination. Gene Ontology annotation, molecular function: histone H4R3 demethylase activity; sequence-specific DNA binding. The transcript is spliced from 2 exons. The record is from RefSeq and is a predicted model, not a curated record. The coding region runs from base 462 to 1643 and encodes 393 amino acids. NCBI's taxonomy places the organism in Eukaryota, Metazoa, Arthropoda, Insecta, Lepidoptera, Noctuidae.